Cylindrotheca closterium is the source of this 573-nucleotide messenger RNA. NCBI's taxonomy places the organism in Eukaryota, Bacillariophyta, Bacillariophyceae, Bacillariales, Bacillariaceae. The record is from the annotation of a GenBank genome assembly.
AUGGGGGAUGAUAGCGGUUUCCAAGGAGUGUCUCCUUUCGACUUUGCAAUGAGACAGAAAAACGAGGAAAAGAAGAGAAAAGAAAGAGAGCGUGAAGCAAAGGCACAGUUGUAUAAGGUGAACAUGGCAGCUGCUGGAUUUGGUGUUGAACAAGCAUCUAGAACAGCAGACUUUGAGCGUGAAAAGGCUCGGCAGGAAACUCAGCGAAACACCAUUAAGAGUAACCAAAAUAUUGUGGUUACUGAAACUGUUGCGACCAACGAACUGAAGGCAUUGGCUUUACGAGGUAAAGCGGAAAAGGAAACCGAACGACAAACCAUCAUGGACAAUCAAAAAGUCGUGGUUAGUGAAACCGUGGAGACCAACGAACUCAAGGCAUUGGCGGCCCGAGGCAAAGCAGAAAAGGAAACCGAACGACAAACAAAAGCUAAUUUGAAGGAUGUCACUAUUACAGAUUCGGUGGAGGGCCAAGUCAGAAAGGAACAACACAAGAUGGAAAAGGAUUGGAAGGAGGCUGGAAAGCAGCAAAAGGCAGACAACACCAACUUCGACAUGGCUCGAGCUCUGUUUUGA